AUGAGUUCAGAAGAUGAUGAUUUCGAAAUGGAGGAGGUAGAGGUUCCUAAAGCAUCUGGAAAUGACGUAUUAGUUGAUAGAAUACCUACAAAUAAUACCGUAACCUCGUCUGCCAAUAAUGCCACCGAUGAUGAUGACGAUGAACAGUGGGAGGAAGUAGAUCUCCCGGGACAGCCUACGACGUCUACUCAGGCACCAGAAACGGGUAUACAGAUUACUAUAACUGAUAAAUCUGCUGAGAAAGGUAGAGAAAAGGAUAGCGAAACAAAAUCUAGAAGAGCCGGUCCAUCACCUGAAGAGCGUGCAGCUAGAUUAGCAUCUCACAAAAUACACGCCGUUGCCUUAAUCGCCAAUGCGAAACAUAGAAAUAAGCUUUUAAAUGACGAAUUAUUACACGCACGUAUGUUAUCGCUAUUACCGCUGCACUAUCAACUCGCAUUCUCUUCUCUCACCCCAUCAAACAUACCAGAUCCAAUCGAGAGAAGUAGAAAGUUCGAUAAUGCGCUCAAAAGAUUAAUAGAUUGGUGGAGAAUUAGUUUCGAAGUUGACUACAACUUAAAGACGCUCCUUACUACGCCAUUUGCGGAUGUGCAAGAAGAUCUCAAAAAGAAGAGAUACAAAGGGAAAGGAAAAGAACGUGAUAAAGGGGAAAUGGAGACCAGCAACAAUUACGAAGUAAUAAGAUCAGAAAAAAGUCUCCAAAAGCGUGCUUUACAAAUGAGAGGAAGUAGAGACAUGUCAGCUCAGCUUUUCACUGCACUUUGCAGAGCCCUCAACGUACCGGCAAGAUUGGUUACUUCAGUACAAGCGGUGCCAUAUAGAGUACAAUCGCAGACAGCAUCCAAACCUGUCAUAUCUAUAGAUGAUUCCUCUGAUGACCCCGAUAAUGGUCUAUCCAAAAAGGAAAAGUUUAUGACCUGGCAGCAACGUCAGAAGAGUGGUUUCAAAGGCGAUGAUGAUGCGUUUAUAAGAGGGGAAGCUGUAGUCGCAAACAAAGCACCUCCUCAAAUAAAACUUACAAGUCAUUACAGAAAGUCGAAUAAAAGACGAACAAACAAUAGUAGUGAUUUUAGCACUUCUUCACCGCCUGUUUUCUGGACUGAAGUCUUCUCAAGACCAGAUUGCCGUUGGAUAGUUGUCGAUCCUAUACGCAACAUGAUACGUACUAAAGCACGCAAUAUGAUGGACCCUCAAUCAUUAUACAAGUACAACAAAAUGACUUAUGUCGUUGCCUUUGAGGAAGAUGGAUAUGGCAAAGACGUUACACCGAGAUAUGCGAAACAAUUUGCUACACGUACCGUCAAGCAGCGUCCACCCUCUAAAAACUUUGACUGGUGGGAUACAAUUGUUCGUAAAAUUGAACGACCAUACCGACUCGCAAGGGAUGAUACUGAAGAUGCAGAGUUGCAUCAAGCACAAUUCAGCGAACCGAUGCCACAAUCGAUGCAAGGGUUCAAAGACCAUCCAGUAUAUGUACUUGAGAGACAUCUCAAACGUGAGGAAGUCGUGAAUCCUCCAAGAGAAAUAGGCAGAUUUAAAGGUGAAAUAGUAUACCCUAGGGCUAAUGUUCAACUUCUCAAAACAUCUGAGAAUUGGUUGAGACAGGGUAGAGUGGUAGUGGAAGGUGCUCAGCCUCUAAAAAGGGUGAAACAACGUGCUGUUACUAUCAAUAAACGUAGAGUGCAAGAAGCAGCCGCUUUGGCUGGUGAAGAAGAGAUAAUGCAGGCUUUAUAUGCUCGCAACCAAACUGAGUUGUAUAAGGCACCACCGGUGGUUAAUGGAAUGGUGCCCAAAAAUAAAUUCGGCAAUGUAGAUUUAUACGUGCCAAGUAUGUUACCUGAAGGUGCCGCACAUUUACCUCAUAAAGGAAUAGCCAAGAUAGCCAAAAAGCUGGGUGUUGAUUAUGGUGAAGCAGUGACAGGGUUUGAGUUUAGGCAGAGGCGAGCCAAUCCUGUCAUCAGCGGUAUUGUUGUAGAUGCAUCCCAUAAAGAUACCAUUUUGGAUGCCUUCGACGAAUGGCAAUCGGAGCAAGCAGAAAAGGAGCAUGAUAAACAGCUUAAAGAGGUGUACAAACAGUGGCAGAAGCUUGUGCAAGGCUUGCGCAUUCGAGAGCGUCUCAAGGAGUAUCGAGGUGCUGAUCAACAACCACAUGAAAGGAUUGAAGAGGACUCUGAGAAUCAGCUGCAAGGGGAUAGCUCACAUUACCAACCGGGCAUCUAUGAGCAAUCUUUGGAUACCAUUACCAAAGCCAAGAAGGCAUUACCAUAUAGUAGACUCAACGAAGCUCAAGAUGAGCUGCCUACGCCUAAUGGAUCAACCACCAAUGAAGGCAUCAUUGACGCAAACUUAGAGGAGGUACCGAUAGAUGACACAGACGAGAACAAAAUGGACAUAAACGUACCAGCGAAGAUUGGCCAGCCAGUAUCACUUGAUGUACUGAUCGAGCAGCAAGAACAAGCCAAGCAAAGUAGUAGUAACAUUCGUGUUGCCAAUGGGGAGGGAUACCCGACGAGGCACUCAAAACGAGCCAGAGAACCUUCUUCAGAUGUUGCUACGCCUGGUACCAAACGAGUUACACGCUCUCGUAUCUCGAAUAGUGCCAGAGAUGCAGCUCGGAAGGAGAAUGAAGAGGCAGUUAAAAGUGCAUUGGGUAUUACCGAUGAGAUUGAAGAUGAUGAUGACGAGGAAGAAGACGAAGUGGUUGACAUAUCUAGUGACGAGUAG
Molecule: messenger RNA, 2724 nt
Organism: Wallemia mellicola CBS 633.66
Lineage: Eukaryota; Fungi; Basidiomycota; Wallemiomycetes; Wallemiales; Wallemiaceae
Product: Rad4-domain-containing protein
Exons: 4
Coding region: 1-2724 (907 amino acids)
Biological process (GO): nucleotide-excision repair; mismatch repair
Cellular component (GO): nucleotide-excision repair factor 2 complex; cytoplasm; nucleus
Molecular function (GO): single-stranded DNA binding; damaged DNA binding
Source: RefSeq, a predicted model, not a curated record